Molecule: messenger RNA, 309 nt
Organism: Phodopus roborovskii (desert hamster)
Lineage: Eukaryota; Metazoa; Chordata; Mammalia; Rodentia; Cricetidae
Product: cytochrome c oxidase subunit 5B, mitochondrial-like
Exons: 1
Coding region: 1-309 (102 amino acids)
Biological process (GO): mitochondrial electron transport, cytochrome c to oxygen
Cellular component (GO): mitochondrial envelope
Source: RefSeq, a predicted model, not a curated record
AUGCACUCGGUUGCCACUGGAGGUGGUGUUCUUAGCGAUGAGGAGCAGGCUACAGGGCUGGAGAGGGAGAUCAUGAUAGCUGCAGAGAAGGGACUGGAUCCAUACAAUAUGCUGCCUCCAAAGGCUGCUUCGGGCACCAAGGAAGAUCCUAAUUUAGUCCUGUCCAUCACCAACAAGCGAAUAGUGGGCUGCAUCUGUGAAGAGGACAACUGCACUGUCAUCUGGUUUUGGCUGCACAAAGGCGAGACCCAGCGAUGCCCAAGCUGUGGAACCCAUUAUAAACUGGUGCCCCACCAGCUGGCCCACUGA